This is a messenger RNA of Pecten maximus, 5509 nucleotides long. Its product is annotated as ADP-ribosylation factor-like protein 6-interacting protein 1. The transcript is spliced from 6 exons. Bases 90 to 710 code for a protein of 206 amino acids. The record is from RefSeq and is a predicted model, not a curated record. Lineage: Eukaryota; Metazoa; Mollusca; Bivalvia; Pectinida; Pectinidae.
GUCAUAGAUUUUAUUCGGAAUGUUUCGAGUGUUUACGUUGCACUAAUGUAAAUUAUUAUAAACAAAAUCUUCAUUGAUUUGCUAGCAGAAUGGCGGAAAUUAACAACCAUUCCAAUCAAGAAGAACAGCAGCAUAAUGAGUUGAAUGAGGUAAAGAGAAGUCUUGAAGGAUGGAGAGAAGUCCUUCUUCCAUUGAAUGGUCUCUUGAACUGGGAGAAAACCUAUCAUCCAGCCAUCAUCAUCGGAUUAAAUACAUUCAUCUUCCUGUUGAUAUGGUACUUUGAGCCGUCAGUCCUGACCUCCUUUGCCCUGUUGGGAUUGGCUGUGAGUCUCAUUGAUUUUCUCGUGCCUAUGAUUGGUCCAAACUUCCUGGCAUCCAAAUGGACUGGUCGCCAGGAACAACAGUACGAGGAUAUCUGUAGGAGAAUUAUGAAUUUCAAGUAUCAUUCUAGAAAUCUGAUGGAAUCUAUGGUGUCCUUGAAGACAGAAAGGCCCAAAACAUAUUUCCUUAUCGUGAUGGGAGCGUUAGUGUCUAUGGCUUGGAUGGGAAGUAAAAUGGACAACCUUCUACUCACCUAUUUCCUAAUUACCAUGAUAAUGUUGGUUCCUGGUAUAAGACGCCAUGGCAUCCUGCAGAAGUAUUUCUCACGAGCAUUUGGUGUGAUUACGUCACUGAUCAGAGGAAAAACCAAGAGGUUCAAGUCCAGUUAGACUGCCAUGGUGAUGGUCAACGCCCUCUCUGUCCCAUCUAACCCACUCAGUACAUUACCAGCUUAACAGGAGGACAUUCUUCUUAGAUUUACCUCCGAGGUUUACUAGCCUCCGUAUAUGCUGCACCUGUAUAUUGAGAGAUUAGCUUUUCUUUUUUCAGUUGUUUUUUUAGUUUGUAUUAUGUUAAUGCUGCACCAUCUAGAAAAAUGUUCUUAGGACUUUCAAGAAGGGAUCAAGAGGAGAUUGUUUAUGUUAACAACAGGUGAAAGACUUCAAGAAAUCAAUGCAGACUCCCAGACAUAAAUUAAAUAUGGCUAUUCCAAAAUCAAGGAUAUAGAAGGGGUUGGAAUGCAUUAGUUUUCGUAGACCCACCCAUUGAAUAUGUGUAUGAAAAUGCAGGGAAGUCUUUAAUUAACCCCACCUCUGGUAUUAAAGAUGCCUUUCAACCCUUCCAUAAAUUAUGAAAUAACCCUGACAAGUGUAAUGGUAAUUGCUGUGGUGAAUUAUAAUUAGUAACAUAUGCAUGUUAUUGUUAAAGUCAAGUUUGCGAGAGAAAAAAAGGAAAAUUUUGUUGGCUGAAAACUUUUUAAAAUGUAACUACAAGACCAGUAUUUUGAUUUUAAGAAUGGUAUUUUUAUUUUGCCAUGUGAGUGUUUUAACAAAAUGUAACACAUAUACUUGUGCAAUGUGAAGUUACAUAGAAGUGGAAAUUUUUAAAUUUUUAAAUACAAAUGUAUUAAGCUAUUUUAAUAGAACUUUCACCCUAUUAUCUGAAUCUCUAUAUAAAUAUAUCGGUCUAAGACCUGUUGUCUCCUUCAAUUUUGGAAGUGACACAUAAAAGAUGCAAUAGUUUCAAAGAUAAAAAGUAAACAUUUUUGUUAUGUAGACUUUUAAUUCUUGUCAUAAAUUCUUAGUUGAAAUGAACAACAGUAUGUUAAGAGUGCAUGUAGAAUGUACAAGUAAGGGCAAAUUUGUAAUAUGUUUGGCUGCGCUGUGGAUUAAUUGAAGGUCACAUGUUCAAUCCGUAAUGAGUUAUACUUUUAGGGACCAUGUCCAACGUAGUUUUGUUGCUUUAGUUUUAGCCUAUUAUAUGUUUGUUAUUGUUGGAAACUCUGUUUUUGUUAAAUGUGUAUGUUAUGUGUAUUGCACAAUAUCUGUUUCAUUUUAAUAAAUUAAUAUGUUGAUCGAAUUAACACAGAAUUUUACUUAAUGUGUUCAUGGCUUUUUAAAUGUAUGUAAUUAUUCUUUAAAAGAAAAAGAUGUUCAUUUCUGAAAAAAAAUAUCUGUAUUACUUUAAAAAAAAAAAGUAGCCAAAAAAGGUGAAAGUUGCAUUAGGAUAAUGGUGUCUUCCAUGUAAAUCUGCCUUAUUUGGUCACACAUUGAUCAGGGUUCACAGCCAGUAGGGACACGGUUCAUGACCGGUUUCACCAAACUUGACCAGAUGAUCAGAGUUUAUAGUGAAAUCACAAAGUAUCAUGAACAAAUGAAUGAGGUUCAUAACAACAUGAAAGGGGUUCAUGAUUAGAUGGCUGGGGUUCAUGGCCAGUUUCUUUCUCUCUCUAUAUAUUUGACUGUUGUGGAUAUAUGAUAUCGAUGUUGUGAACUGUAGUGAGAAGUUCGGUGCUGUAGAAGUAACUCUAUUGAAAUUUGUAUUGCUUGAAACGGGUACAUUUUUGGUACCGUUUACAUAGAUAUGUAUUACUGAAUGAAGAAUCGGAUUUAUUCUCCUGCUAUUGAUAACUGCAUUAAGUGCCAUUUGUAGAUAAUAUUGUCAGAUUCCUCUCUAAAACACCUUUCGGACAUGAUCUGAAAUUAUUUGCAUGACGUUCUCAUGCAUGUAUUUGUAGUAUAUUUUCGAUAACAUCUUGAAAUAAGAGUUUGAUGUUUUCUGUAAGAUUAUAAUUCAGAAUCCUUCAAUAAUGUCUAAAUAGUAUCUUUUCUUGUUGGUGAAUCUUUGGAGGGCAGGUUUUGAUAAAUUUUGUUUUUGUAUUUUUAUAGUGAAGUCUAAACCGUUGUAGAUAAUCGGAAGCUUGACAGUACAUUUGAAUUUGUGUGUUGACAUUUUUGUGUAGGAUCAUCUAGUCAUUAGCUCGAAGCCUCUCUCCCACCUGUGUUUAUAUAUAAAUCCCAAUUUCCUUUAACUGAUGUGAUUGUAUAUAUGUAUGUAGCAAGCACUGCUUUCUAAACCAUUUACAGAGAGACAAUGCUAUUGUUGAUAUCUGGAUAUUGAUUUAGGCAUACAGCACAUUACUCUGAACCAGUUUGCCUUAAUAAAAUGAUCUCUGCAGUAACAACAUAAGCUUGCUGAAGCUCAAUAUGCUCUAGAAAAGUAUUGAAUCCAGAUGUAAACACCCUGGUUAUCGGCACAUGUGUAGAAAUGUCCGGGGGGGAAAAAUAGUGGAAAACAUGGUCGACUUAUGAAUAGUAUUAAAUCAGAAUUUGCUUAAAUUUGGCAUUGAAAUAAUGUAGACGGACUAGGUUUUACAAACAAAGGGUCACAUUGUUUUAUAAAUGUUUUACAAUAGGAUGAUAACCAUUGGAUGUAAUAUAGAAGUUUUACUGUAUAGAGCAUUCUCAGCCCCUAUUGCCUGUCAAACUAUCUCUAUACCAUUUUACUGACAGAGUGAAACAAAGGGAAGCAACUCUGAUAGAUCACACAGUGAAAUAUAGAAGUCUAAAAUCAGUUUUUUCAGGAUUUGAGGAAUGUCAGGUGUUUCUGUGUUUAACUAGCAACAUUGAUUAUAUCCUUGAAGCUGUAAAAUAAUGUCUGGCAGUGUUGUUAAUUUAUGGGAAAUUCGACUUGAUAACCAUUGUGUAAUUUGUGUCUUGCAAUCUGAGCUCAGGAAAAAGAAGUUUAAGGAAAAUUUUCUUCCGAGAGAUUUCAAGUUUAGGUAUUUUAUAAAACUGAGAGCUGGAAAAAGAAUUUUUGAUAAAUGAAGGCAGUUUUGAUGAUCAAACUAAUUAAAUAAAAUUCAAUUCUUCCAAGGAUGUGUAGAGAUGGUAUACAGCUUUUAGUGUUGUUUAUAGUAUUAAAUGUUUUAUAGAAAAAUAACCAAAAUACUGUCUCAGAUGUCAAAAUUGAUCAUGUUUACUUGUUUAAAAUGCACACCAAUAAGAUUAGACUACCAAAACUUGUACCAAUAUCUUUAAGGCCAUCUUUACUGGUAAAAUGUCUGAUAUGUCAAAAGUCAAAACCAGGAAACAGAUUAGUGUCGUGGAGAGUGUUGGGGGUGUAAAUCCUAAUUUAUCUUUUGAUGUGUUUAAAUUUGUUGCAGUUUUAUAUGUUUUUGUCUUGGACCAUUAUAACAUGUAUUUUCUCUGUUAAAAAUUUUCCCUCUCACGCAAGUCUAACCUCCUUACCUUUUAAAAAGAAUUCACCUGCCACAGAGUAGUCUACCUUGGCAAUUGGUACAGUUUAUUAGUACAUGUUUAUAAAUCUCAUAGAGGUUAUUGAUAAUGAAUAUGUAUAUGAGUGACAAAUACUUGACAAUCAUUCACAAUAAUUUUACAGUUUUACUUGACUCUAUUAUAAGUCAUGAGUUACAUUAGAGUGCGCUUAACCUUAUUAUAUAAUACUGUAUUCAACACAAAUAAGAAUAUAUUUAAUUGACUAAGUACUAAUUACCAGUUUAAAUAUUCCUACUGAUUAUGAUAAUGCUGCAGAAUCUCAUUGUUUAAGUGUUUAUUGAAGUAGAAUUAUUCACCAUAGACCAGGUGUAUUAUGGUUACACAUGUUUUCAGCUUGCUUUUGAUACUCUCAUCGAGUGCCUGUGAUAAUUUUACUGUGUUACUGUGUUAUCUCCCUUUGUUUGUUUGUGUGAAGCUAAUUUGUACAGGUAUUAGUACAUCAUUAUGUUAAUUAUGUAUACAUGCAGGUAAAAACUGUCACAGAUAUUUACAAACUUGGAUGUUAAUAACAUGAAAGAGAACAAUAUCAAAAGCUGUAAUCUAGAUAAAAUUGUUGGAUGUCCCCUAGUAGACAUACCGUAUAUUACGGGGAUGUUUUUAAAAACAAUUAAGUCUGGAUUAAUUAGAUAAUGCACCUGUAUUUAGGACCAUCUGAUUCCUUAUAGCUAAUAAUUAGGACCAUUUGAUGUCCUUGUUAUAACUAGUAGUUAGGACCAUCUUAUUAUAGCUAGUAUUUAGGACCAUCUGAUUUUCUUAUUAUAGCUAAUAUUUAGGACCAUCUGAUAUCCUUGUUAGGUUAUAUUCAGAACUUUUUAGGACCAUUUAUUGGCUAAUAUUUAGGACCAUUAAUAUUACGACAGUUCCAAUAAUCUUUUUAGUGGAUAAUAUUUAGGACCAUUUUAUAUAAACUAUUUAGGUGAUACUAUUUAGGACAGUCAUUUCAUCAACGCUGUGUAUUAGUUAUUAUAUGUGCAUAUAAAGGACAAUUUGUCAUCCAGGCCUCAAUACUUGUUUGGAAUAACAGUACUACAUGUAUAAGUAUAACCUUAUCUUAAAAUGUAAUUAAAGCAAAGUGACAGGAAAAUAAAUGUAAAAACACAAUGGUUAGAUAUCUCAGUAGUGUUUUUUUCAACAAAGCUGUUCAGGAUAACUUUUUAAAACCGGUUCCCGGUGAUGGUUUUCAUGUAUAGCCCUGAUUUACAUCAGUCUAAACUUUUUACUUCUGUGCUUUAAUCCUUUCAUUUUAUAUCGUUAACAUGUCAUCUGUGUGUAAACAAGUAUACAAUGGUACAAGUAUCUGUAUGUGUUAGAUUCACAAGUGCUAAAAACAGUGUUUUGAUAUAGAUUUGCAUGUUUUUUGAGACGAGGUAUUAAUAAAGAAUUGUAUAACC